AUGUCGGGUGUUUUACUCCUCCCCUUCGCCAUCUCCAAGUCCGUCGCCACAGUGAGCACGGGCAUUUAUCUGAAGAAAACCUGUCGGUACAACGACUGCAUCCGCGUCGGCUUUAUCCUGCUAGUCCUGGGCAUGGGCCUCUUCUACGAUCUGCCCAAUGGCAAAAUAUGGUCGAAUAUUAUCAUCUACCAGCUAAUUUCUGGUUUCGGUGUCGGUCUCAUCUUUCAGCCGCCUUUGAUUGCCCUGCAGAGUCAUGUCCCUGCGCAGUAUAACGCCGCAGCCACGGCUUCGUUUGGUCUCGUCUGUAACGUUGCCAGUGCUAUUGGUGUUGUUAUUGGUUCGGUUGUCUUUUCGAAUAGAAUGAACGCUCAGCAAGACCCUCUCCGGGCGCUGUUGGGGCCUACAACUGCAGAUCUCUUUUCUGGGAGUAACGCCCAGGCUAAUGUGCCAUUGAUUGAAAAUCUGAACGACAACCAGAAAGACGCCGUGCGAAGAGCAUUCUGGGUCUCGUUGCGGGAUAUUUGGGUCGUUGGCGUGGCUUUUGCUGCUGCUGGAUUAGUGGUUUGUUUCUUUAUCGGGGAUAAAAAGUUGGAUAAAACUCAUGUGGAGGUGAAGGUUGGAUUGGAGGGUGAGGAGAAAAGAAGGAAAAUCACGGAUCAGCAGAGGAAAAGGGCUGCUGAGGGUAAUUAUGCUUAG
This is a messenger RNA of Aspergillus glaucus CBS 516.65, 696 nucleotides long. RefSeq lists its product as uncharacterized. Gene Ontology annotation, biological process: transmembrane transport. The transcript has a single exon. Gene Ontology annotation, molecular function: transmembrane transporter activity. The coding region runs from base 1 to 696 and encodes 231 amino acids. The record is from RefSeq and is a predicted model, not a curated record. Lineage: Eukaryota; Fungi; Ascomycota; Eurotiomycetes; Eurotiales; Aspergillaceae.